GGACGAAUCAGCCGAAAUACCCGGCUAGUUUUCUGAAGUUGCUGACAACUACGGACUGGUACAUGCAUCAGCUGGAGAAGCAGGAACGAGGAGGAGAGCAGGAGCAAGCAUCUCCUGCAUCAGGAGCAGUCAUCAGGAACCCCUUGACCACCGCGGCCACACGAGGGAGUUCCACGGGCUUUAAUCCGCCGUCGCGGGGACGCAGCUAUGCCAGAGGUAGUACUUCUAGCAGGAGCCCGUCUCGCUCUGUUGAUCGCACGCGCCCGGGUAGUUCUAGACGCAGUCCUAGCCGCUCAGGUCGUUCUACAACUCCCACCAUUCGUGGAGGAGCCCAACAAGC
This is a messenger RNA of Amoebophrya sp. A120, 340 nucleotides long. Lineage: Eukaryota; Dinophyceae; Syndiniales; Amoebophryaceae. The record is from the annotation of a GenBank genome assembly.